Pyrus x bretschneideri (Chinese white pear) is the source of this 918-nucleotide messenger RNA. RefSeq names its product ribosomal protein S19, mitochondrial-like. Gene Ontology annotation, molecular function: structural constituent of ribosome; RNA binding. The record is from RefSeq and is a predicted model, not a curated record. Bases 224 to 703 code for a protein of 159 amino acids. Gene Ontology annotation, biological process: ribosomal small subunit assembly; translation. The transcript has 4 exons. Lineage: Eukaryota; Viridiplantae; Streptophyta; Magnoliopsida; Rosales; Rosaceae. Gene Ontology annotation, cellular component: ribosome; cytosolic small ribosomal subunit.
UAAGGUUUUUCAUUAUUUAGUAACGCCCACGCUGAAAGAGAAAAGAAGAAAAGAAAAGAAAAUUACCCAAGGCCCAUCUAGCUCUGUGUGCGUCUCUCUCUCUCUGCUCGGUAGCUCGCUUCCUCCCACUACUUCCUCGCAUCUCCAGCACACUGAGAGACGGCUCAUAUCAGAGAAAAUACCCAAUUGUUAUCAUCCCUCUAGUCACAGAACACAGUUGAAGAUGGCAAAGCGUCUAAUUGCAACCCUCAAUCGUGGCCUAGUUGGCAAACUCUUCUCCGAGUCCUCUACCAAGCUGAACUCCGGAAAGCCAGUGGUUGUGGGAACGUGUGGACUGGACAAAGCAGGCUAUAGUACCCAAGCCAAGCAAGAAUCUCAUUUUUACGAUGGCGCUUUUGUGGAUGCAUUCCUGAUGAAAAUGAAGAACAAUAAAGAUCUUCUUAACAAUAAGAAAAUUUGGUCACGCAGAUCUACCAUUUUGCCAGAAUUUGUGGGUACUACAGUCCGUAUCUAUAACGGAAAAAAUCAUAUUCGCUGCAAGAUCACUGAAGAGAAGGUUGGUCAUAAAUUUGGAGAGUUUGCAAUGACACGGAAACGAAGAGUUCAGGCUAAAACUACUGCACCAGUAAGACCAGUGAAACCAGGAAAAAAGCAGGCAAAAAGUGAAGGUCUGAGAGCAUGCAUAAUGUCUGGCGUAUGGUGAAAUUCAUAACAUAUUGGAUUCUGUCUCAUUCAGGUGAAUUCUGAUACACGUGAAUAAUCUGAUUGGAUUUUGUCCAGCUGAGGAUAUGUGUUUGGUUUCGAUUCUAGUCGGUUUUAAUUAAGCGUUGAGAGUUUCUUAGUGGAUGUUUGUGUUUGUUAUCCUUUUGCUUAAGUGAAGCAACCUUCAUGUUUUAUCAGUUUGAUGAAUUUCUGAUA